This is a messenger RNA of Sinocyclocheilus rhinocerous, 788 nucleotides long. RefSeq names its product low molecular weight phosphotyrosine protein phosphatase-like. Lineage: Eukaryota; Metazoa; Chordata; Actinopteri; Cypriniformes; Cyprinidae. The transcript has 6 exons. Bases 122 to 511 code for a protein of 129 amino acids. The record is from RefSeq and is a predicted model, not a curated record. Gene Ontology annotation, molecular function: acid phosphatase activity; non-membrane spanning protein tyrosine phosphatase activity. Gene Ontology annotation, biological process: protein dephosphorylation. Gene Ontology annotation, cellular component: cytoplasm.
CAGGCGCUUAUCGGACAACCCUCAGUGGUGGCUCGGGGACCUAUAAUAGUGACCAAUAUGGCGACUCCCAGUGGAAGGGAAUAUCUGCAGAUCCCCAAUUGCUGAGGCUGUUUUCCGGAAAAUGGCCACAGACAAUGGGGUGGUGGACAAGUGGAGAAUAGACAGUGCCGCCACAUCCACCUAUGAGAUCGGAAACCCCCCGGAUCACCGCGGCCAGGCCUGCAUGAAGCGACAUGGCGUGUCUAUGAGGCACGUGGCACAGCAGGUCACCAAAGACGACUUCAUGACUUUUGAUCACAUCCUCUGCAUGGACGAAAGCAACUUGAGAGAUCUGAACAAGAAGGCAAGCAGCGUGAAAAACAGCAAAGCCAAGAUUGAGCUGCUCGGCUCCUACGAUCCUGAAAAACAGCUUGUUAUCCAAGACCCGUACUAUGGGAGUGAUAAAGACUUUGAGACGGUAUAUGAACAGUGUGUGAGGUGCUGCAAAGCCUUCCUGGAGCAGCAUUCAUAACACACACACACACCGCGACCAUCCCCUGAAACCUGCAACGCCUCAUCACGAGAUGCUCGAAUGUAAAUAUCCAUUUGAAAUAAGUGUCUUCAUAAGCAGAACACACAAACCAAACAAUAGCAGCGUAUAGAGAAGCACUUUGUCUUUAAUUGUAAUGAAAUGUCAUAGGAUGCUUGUUUGAGCAGCUGUAAACUUCUUUUGUUGACCAUACUCUCUGAAGAGAGUAAAUUCACCAAAAUAAACCGGCUGAAAAUGCUGAAAUCACUUUUGCCUUUCC